AUGCCGCUGAUACCAGAGACAUUAGUGGUUUACAUCGCGUUCCAUUUGGUGACCGAAAUCUGGGCCUUGGUGGAGUUGCCCGACCGUACCGCGAUAGCGCUGAUCAUGUGCUCGCUGGAGUUCGUUUUCAUGUUCACGAUGUUUCUGCUGUUCAUUCUGAUCCGGUUCAACAAUCAUCUGAAACCGUUGAUCGACAACAUGAGGCGAGAGAUGGAAGAGGAGAAGAUCUUUAAGAAUAACACCGAGAAACAUCUGUAUCUGCGAUACAACGCAAUUUCAUACAAUUUCGGCAAAUACUCGUUGAUGUUGCAAUGCGGCCUUGUUUCCCUGAUCUUCUUUCGGCCGCUGAUCCACUUGCUCGGCCGUUCUUUUGCAGAACACGGCAACGGGACGGUUCCUUACGAAAUGCCUUACAUAAAUCACAUGUUUUUCGAUUACGAGUACGACGCUGGAGUCUACGUUCUGCUGUACCUCUGGGAAACUCCUACCUUGUACAUGCCGUUGGUGCACAUAGCGGAAGUCAGUUUGAUAGUUACAUUGAGCCUACACCUAUGCGGGAAAUUCUCGAUUUUGUCUUACCGCAUACGAACCGUGCCAGCCAAACCGGCCGAUCGUUUUCAAGAGAACAUCAAGAGCCUGGUGCAACAACAUUUGAAGCUGACGAUGUUGACGAAAAAUUUAAAUCAAUGUUUUUACUUGAUACUCUUAGUGGAAUACCUGAGCUGCACUUUAAGAAUGGGCCUUUGCAUGUACAUUGUCUUAAUUAAUCUUCGAACCGAUUCAGUGGCAGCUAUUAAUUUCACUAUGUACGCCGUGAAUCUGGCUGCUUUGUUGUAUCUAUAUUCGUACGUUGGCGAACAAUUUGUUUACGAGUCAGAGGAUCUGGCCGCUGCACUCUACGAUACCGAAUGGCCGGAAGUAAUGAACAAAGACAGAAGAACUUUACUGACGUGUCUGAGCGGCGAAUCGCUGGAAAUAAAAGACAGCCUAGUAUUCAGUAAAUGGGCGUUCUCGCUGGCCGGCCUGUGGCCGCUAAAACGCGUCCCCGCGUAUUUUGCCUUGGCGGUGGUGUACCUGUCCGUGCAGAUCGUGUUAUGUGUGUGGGACGCGGUCUACAUUGUCGGCAACUUACCGGUGCUGGUCGUGAACAUGCUGGAAUGGACGCUGUUCUUGACGAUGACGGUGUCGAUGGUUCUCGUCUUUUUCAACAAGAAUCUAAAGCUGUUGGUCGACGGGAUCAAGGAGGAGAUCAGCGACCGGAAGUUCUGCCGAAACGUAGACGAAAGGAGGCUCUAUCACAGAUACUACAACAUUUAUCAUAAAUUCUGCAAAUACGGGGUGCUUUCACAGUUAGUGGUCGCUGCUCUGGUAUUCUUCCUCCCGCUGAUGGAGUUGCUCGGCCACGUUCUCUCAGGAAGCAACUCGACGCAUCCUUACAAGCUAGCCGUUUCGGCUCAUAUUCUAUUAGACUAUCAGUACAACACCGGACUCUACUGCCUGUUGUACCUGUACCAGUUUCCACUUCUAUACGUGAUAGUGUUCCAUAUAGCCGAAGUCAGUAUCAUUAUCACGAUGACAUUACAUCUCUGCGGCAAGCUCUCGAUGCUGAGCUACCGAAUACGUAACAUACCCACGAAACCGUCGGACCUUUUCCAAAAGAACAUGAAGGGAAUAGUGAAGCAACAUUUGGGAUUGAUAAAGUUAUCGCAAAUUUUGAACGACUCUUUCUAUUUGCUCCUCUUGGUAGACUACAUGGGCUGUACCUUCAGACUGAGCCUUUCCAUGUAUGUUGCUUUAACCACACUCCCGACAGAUCCGAUGGCUGUUGCUGCUUUUUGUAUGUAUGCAGCGGACAUGAUAAACUUCCUAUUUUUGUACUCGUACGUCGGCGAGCAACUGGUUUUCGAGUACCUGCCGCCGUUGAUCAGCGAAAUGAAGCGGGACAUAGAGGGCAACAAGCUUUUCAAGAACAACGACGAGAAGCGGUUGUAUCUGAGAUACAACGCCAUUUCUUACAAUUUCGGCAAAUACUACUUGACACUGCAAACGCUUAUUGUUCUACUGAUGUUCUUUCGUCCGCUGGUACACGUCCUGACGCAUCUUCGAGGACACGACAACAUGACGCAGCCCUAUCGUUCGCCCCUUGUAAAUUACUUGUUCUUCGACUACACGCACAACGCCGGAUAUUACUUCCUGAUGUUUCUGUGGGAAUCUCCUGCCAUGUACGUGUCGAUACUGCACAUGGCGGGUGUCAGUUUCAUAGUUUCGUUGAGUCUACACCUCUGCGGGAAAUACUCGAUUCUAUCUUACCGCAUACGAAACGUACCAACGAAACCGCCGCAUCAUUUCCAAGUGAAUAUUAAGAAGGUCGUCGAGCAACAUUUAAAGUUGACAGAGUUAACGAGAAAUUUAAAUGACGGCUUGCACCUGAUGCUUCUGGUGGAAUAUCUGAGUUGCACCUCUAGAAUGGGCCUUUCCAUGUACGUUGUCUUAAUUACGUUUGGAUACGAUUUGGCGGCCACUAUCAACUUCAUUAUGUACGGUAUGAGUGUGUCAGGCUUGUGGUAUUUGUAUUCGUACGUCGGCGAACAACUUGUUUUCGAGGUUGGUAUUCGAUGUAAAUGAGAAUUAAGAUUCUAACGUUACUCACUGCUCAGCCUGUACCUAUGUUUGGUGUGCAUCAAUGGGAGGGACGGUAGAAUAAAAAUUGAUAACCAUCGCACGCUCGUUCCCAUUCAGCUGGAACAACAAAAAUCCCAUUAAUCGAACAGUAACCCAUAUUUCCUUGAACGAUAUGCGACAACAACGAGAUAAAUGAAUAAUAUUUAGUCGCAGGAUUUGGGCGAUGCGAUGUAUGAUAUCGAUUGGCCAGAAAUGACAAACAACGACAGGAAAACAUUAUUGAUGUGUCUAAUAAAUGGACAACAAAGGCAAUUCCUGACGGCCGGAAAAUUCUACAAAUUCUCAUUGUUCGGAUUUACUGACAUGAUGAAAUUUUCAUUGGCGUGUAUAUCUAUGCUGCAAGCAACAAUGGAAUGAAUCUGUCCAGAAGACAUGAGACAAUUGCGUCCAAAUAUUGUUUUCAGCCCUUUGUAAUAUAUAAACAUAAUAACCG
Molecule: messenger RNA, 3115 nt
Organism: Nomia melanderi (Alkali bee)
Lineage: Eukaryota; Metazoa; Arthropoda; Insecta; Hymenoptera; Halictidae
Source: RefSeq, a predicted model, not a curated record